CGACCGCCUUUUUUUGCAUAUGCCACAACCGAGUUUCAUCGCUGAGCUUCUCAUUACCAAGCGUUUCGUUCGGUCCCCAAAAUGAACCGGUUUCAUCUACUGAAGCACAUUGUUGCCGUUUCGCUACUCGUCUUCGUCUUGGAAACAUCAAUCGUGGCAGGACGCCUAUCUUACGGCGAGUGUACCGGAAAUAGACUGGAUAACGCUUUAACGACAUCUGCCGGUAGAUGCGUCGCAUUGGGCGGAACGUGUUGCGAUAUCGGCGGCUACAUGAUUAACGACCCGAGGACAAUGAAAACAACCGACCAAUGUCUCACUUGCUACAAUCCGAGUGUUAAGGUCAAAUGCACUGGAAAGUUGAUUCGAGUUAGACCUGCCGUUUGGGGUGUGGACGCUAAUUCGUGGGUCACAGCGGCUAAAUGCAUUAGCCUUAACGGCCAAUGCUGCGACAACGGCAGAACACGUUUCUGUCCUAAAUCUUCUCCUAAAGAAUUUUUCUGCAACGAUUGCUACGCCGGAAUCAACACGAGCGCUGGAUGCAGCGGUAGAUUAUUGGCUUCCAGCUAUUUCACGCCGAGCGUCUGCAUCAAAUUCGGAGGUCGUUGUUGUGAUGGAAACUUCCGUGGUAAUAGAACGGGCUCAGCUUUCGCGCCAACAAGAAUUUUCAAUUCAGCAGUGGGGAAGGAAUGCAAUAUGUGUUACAAUGGCCGACCAAACGUCAUCAAUUAAAAAAAAAAGCCUUUCCCAAUGAAACGAAUAAUUUCGAAAAAUAUACUAAUCGUUAAGCAUUCAAA
Molecule: messenger RNA, 794 nt
Organism: Daphnia magna
Lineage: Eukaryota; Metazoa; Arthropoda; Branchiopoda; Diplostraca; Daphniidae
Exons: 6
Coding region: 82-729 (215 amino acids)
Source: RefSeq, a predicted model, not a curated record